AUGUCAGAACUGGAACCGUACAUCAGGAAAGUGGUCGCAACGCCCCCUGCGCUGACGCCAGCCGAUUUGGGCGAUGCAAUCGGCAUAAUUAUCGAACAUCUGGCCAACGAGUCAGAACCGAAUGUAGCGGUUUACGUGCCAAUAGCUGGCUUUUUGGCAGCGCUCCGGGCUACUAAAUUGGACCAUAAGGCCGAGUACAUCGCAGCAGCGGCAAAGGCCGUACUGAAACACUCUGAUGUGGUCGCGAACGACGCGACAAACGUCAGCGACAACGAAGUGACAAUCGACAUAGUCGGUACCGGUGGAGACGGACAGAACACGUUCAACGUGUCGACUUCGUCUGCAAUCGUCGCCGCCGGGAUCCCAGGGGUCAAAGUUUGCAAACACGGUGGCCGGGCUUCAACGUCGAACAGCGGUGCUGGUGACUUGAUCGCGGUACUGGGCUGCGAUCCCUCGAAAGUCACGGCUCGCACCGUACCACAUCUGUGGGCGCGCAAUUCUUUCUUAUUUUUGCUCGCUCCUUACUUCCAUAACGGCAUGAAACACGUUGCGCUGAUGCGCAAGCUUCUGAAAAUGCCCACUAUCUUCAACGUGCUGGGCCCAUUGCUGCACCCGGUUCCCACGGUGCACAAGCGGGUUUUGGGCGUGUUUUCGCGCGACCUGGGCCCCGAAUACGCUCGCGCCGCAGCGAUCAUGUACCCAGACAGCGAAACCUACGUCGUGUGGGGCCACGUCGGACUCGACGAAGUGUCGCCAACGGGUGUCACAACUGUCUGGCACACGGUGCCGGGCUGUGCCGAGCCCAAGACAUUCGACGUUACGCCGGAGCUGUUUGGGUUGCGCGAACACACUCUGGCAGACUGUGCCUCGCUGGGGCCGGAACAGAAUGCCGUCGUUCUACGCAAGAUCCUUGGAGGAGCUUAUCGCAAGGGCCAGGACCCGAUCUAUGAUUACGUGCUGCUCAACACCGCGACCUUGUAUUGUCUUGUCCAGGGCAACCAGGACUGGCCCGCGGGUGUCGUCGCGGCAGAGCAGUCUAUCCACUCCGGAGAAGCACGCGAGGCACUAGAGCACUUUCUCGCCGACGUCGACCGAUUGUAG
Lachancea mirantina is the source of this 1101-nucleotide messenger RNA. The record is from the annotation of a GenBank genome assembly. Lineage: Eukaryota; Fungi; Ascomycota; Saccharomycetes; Saccharomycetales; Saccharomycetaceae.